CCAGCCAGAGAAGCGUUCUUGGUAUCAGACACAGCCACGCAGGGUUUCAUCUGUUUCAGCCACCUGUAAAGAAUCAGAGGCAAGAUCCCCCAGCUGAUCAAGGAACGUGUCACACUGAGCAUCAAAAGGAGGUGGGUAAGCCUCUCUCUUCAAAAUGUCAAAACAGCCAGCUUCAAAUGUCAGAUCUAUCCAGGCUAAUAUCAACAUCCCAAUGGGAGCACUUUUACCUGGGGCAGGUCAACCACCUAAAAGAAAAGAAUUUACUGAACCUGAUGAGUCUCUUCCAGCUACAUCAGAAGAAGAAAAGAAAAAGAAUUUGCCAGGUGCCAAGAAGCUACCAGGCCCUGCUGUUAACCUGUCAGAGAUACAGAAUAUAAAGAGUGAGCUGAAAUUCGUCCCCAGAGCUGAACAGUAAUGGAUAUGAAAAGGUCUUCAAAAACCAUGUAUGGAGAUACUAAAUAGAUUGUAAUGAAGACAGAUCAUGAAACAAAUUAUAUAUUUAUAAGAAGAUUGUGACUGUCCUAGGUACAAGUCUACAAGAUACUCUAUAAAAUAUCUUUGCAUAUUUAUAUCAACUUUCUUUUUAUCUGUUUUGCUUAAUAUAAAGCACAUGGAUGAUAUAAGUAAAAACAUGUGUGCACAUGCCUGAAAAUGAGUUUGAUCAUAUCAGUAGAGGUAAAUGCAGUACAAUUUUAAAACAGAAUUCAAAUAAACCAUUUUCCAGAAAACAAGUUUUCAUUUUUUUUCUUUUUCUGUUCCAAGGAAUAUGAGAAUAAAUUAUAUGAAAAUGAACACUGUAUGCAGAUGUAGAAUUAAUAUCCAUAUGCAACAGAUAUGACCCAAAGAACACAAUGUCCCAUUGACUUCAAUAGGAACAUUAAGCUCAUGCUUAACCUUAUGCUAUUGAAAUAAAUAGUGUUUAAAUAUGCUUAACAUUGGGUGAAUUGUGUCCAAUAUAUUUUAUAUGUUCUUUAACAGAUAAGGAAUCAUUAUGAAACUAGGUAAAAUAAAAACAGAGACAAACUCACAAGAUUUUGCUGUUCAAGUGCAAAACAAUAAUAACCUUAACACCACUCAGAAUGGUUUACGAAGUGUGUUAAUAUUAUCCUCACGACAAUCACCCUGUGAGGUAGGUGGGGCUGAGAGAGCUCUGACUGACCCAAGGUCAGCUGGCUUCAAGCAGAGGCGUGGGGAAUAAAAGUCCUGCUGCUCUUAACCACCACACCAAACUGGCUCUCUUAGAUAGUAACUUUUUAGAUAGAUAGAUAGAUAGAUAGAUAGAUAGAUAGAUAGAUAGAUAGAUAGAUAGAUAGAUAGAUAGAUAGAUAGAUAGAUAGAUAGAUAGAUAGAUAGAUAGAUAUUAAUAGGAUCCAGUUUUUUUAAAAAUUCAUAAAUCUUUGUUUUAAUUGCCUGUGAAAUUGAGUCUGUUUCUCCCAUUCCUCUUUGCAGAGACAAUCCCCCCUGAGGUGGCUUUUUACUUUUACUUUUUAAAAAGCACAAGAGACCAUCUCAGAUCGCUAAUCUUCAAUCCUAGAGUUUUGACUAAAUUUCAUGGAUUUCAAGGACUCACUUCCUCCAGGUACAUGGGCACAGAACUGCAGAGUAACAGUAAUACCUAAAUCUUUGCCUCUUAAAGAAUAAUGCAGAUUGUUGGAAAAUCUCACAGACUCCCCAAGCCUUGUUCAUUAUUUCUUCUCUGGCGGAAGAAACACAUCCAGUUGUUUAAUGUGCACAGAAUCUUUCUGCCAUUGAUUGAACUACAUAUCAAAUUAUACAUGAUAAACCAGUGUUUUCUUUAUUCUAUUCAAAGGCUGUUUCCUCACAGCCCAUUGUUUCCACCUUUUUCCUGCCUAGGGUGUGUGUUUUGCUGAGUUGCCCCGACAACUCCUCUUCCACAUGCAGUACCAAGUGCUUGCCUUUGGUCGUGAGGUUGCAGGAAAACGUCCAAACAGUCCAAAAAAAAAGUUUCUGAAGGAAGGUUGGGCACUUUCAUCAUCAUAGACUAAAGCAACCAUUCCCUUUUAAUUUUUUUUUUUACUUUGCACAUGUGCAAUCACAUGCAGUUAGUGUUGCAAGCAGGCUUCUAUGGCUGAAUAGAAAUGUGAAGAGGGAAGGGCAAGAGCUUCAGGGGAAGAUCUGAGCAGAGACUGAGAGGAGUAGAAAUGCUUCAAAUUCAGAAAUGCUUCAAAUUCAUGUCGGAAAAUAAAAAAAAGGAACCCACAAUAAAAGAAAAUAUCAAAGCAAGCAUGGUCCAUGUAAUAAUAACAUAAUAAUAAUAAUGUUUGAUUUAUAUACCGCCCUUCAGGACAACUUAAUGCCCACUCAGAGUGGUUUACAAAGUAUGUUAUCAUCAUCCCCAUAAUAAAACACCCUGUGAGGUGGGUGAAGCUGAGAGCGCUCCAGAGAGCCAUGACUAGCCCAAGGUCAUCCAGCUGGCUUCAAGUGGCGGACUGGGGAAUCAAACCCAGUUCUCCAGAUUAGAGUCCUGCACUCUUAACCACUACACCAAACUGGCAGGAAACUCAGGAACUGGCUCUCAGGAUACUCAGGAAGCCCAGCAAAAAAACCAAAAUGCACAUGGUUGGCAAACAAUAACAUGUGCAUGCUUGGGGAAAAGCCACCACAGUUCCAAAGGUGAACUGCACCUCUAAGGACACGCGGAAAUGGCCUAAGGCUUCUGCUUCAAUAAAUUGGUCUCAUAAGCCUACUAUAUUUGCUUAAUGAAGACUUCUGUUUCUUUCUUUUUUGUGUCUUUUUAUUUCAUUAUUUUUGAAAAACAAUGCUUGACAAAAAAAGAACCAAAUCAUAUUACAGAUUCUUAAAUACAUUAAUACAAUAAUAAGCGCAAAACUUAAAUAUGUAGGCCUAGUUAUUCAGUUGUAACAUAUUAUUGCCUGUAUUUAUUUUUACUAAUCUAGUUCAUCUAGGUUCCUUUUGGCAUAAUAAUUUUGGUAUAAGUAUUAUGAUUUGGGUCUACCUUAUGUUUAGAUUGUAGAUCAUUAAUCCUUUCUAAAAGCUCCUUCCUUGCAGCCUGUCAGGUUUUUUGAUAGGUGGCUGAGCUUAUUGUGAUGUCUCUAAGCUUUCCGCUUCUCACCUAAUAAUUGCAGAAGUAUCUUGAUUUUUAUUUUGCCUUUCAUCUAGCAAUUGCUGAAGUACUCUGUCCAACUCACGUAUUGGGUUGGAUCCAGCAAUACAUGAGCAGAAAGGAAGACGUACUUAAAAUUCUGUUUAUGGAAGCAGUAGCACAAGGACUGCAGCAGCACACCACACUUUAAUACAGUUUUUAACAUUGUUCAUAUUGGGCAACGGACUGUUCAAGAGAUGUUUCAUAUGAUUUAACUCUGAAAUUGUUUUAGAAGAAAUAUCUUUUAUGUUAUGCACACAUGAAAAAGGUAGUGGGGAUACAAUCUGUUUCACAACCAGACAGUGAGGAGUAAUUUUAGCACUUCCAUUUGGCACAAGGACCAUUGCUGCUCACACAGAAAUCUUACUUGGGAUCCAAACAUGGUACUCACAAAAAUUACAGAUGACUAGAGGAAGCCCAAAGUUGAUUACAGUUGUGUAAUCAAUAAUCAACUGGAUAUUUUGAAUACCUUUAAGAUGGGCAAUAUCUUUGACUGUAGUAGAUCAAUCCAAGUCAACAUUCUCUGAAGGGCCUUCAUAUCUGGAUCUUACCUUUAGUCUACUAUGUCUAGCUUUUUCCGUUGUUCUCCAAGAGUUCAUGCCUCACGACUUAUACCUUGUAUGGUUGUCAACUACUACAGAAUAUGCCAGAAUUUUAGCUUUUGCUAUAUAGCUUAUGUACACCAAUGUAUGUGCAUUUUAAAGAACCUAAUAGCUAAUUUAAAAACAUAUAAGACAAGAUUCUACACAGUUCCAGCAGAAGGUCUUGAAUACAUAAAGCAGAUAGAAUUUCAGCAAGCUUGCAUUAUAUUUACCCAAAACAAGGCUAGGCUAAGCUGAUGAGAUGUUACCAACUGGUCAGGAGAAACAGGAUAUUUCUGCUUCACCCUCUUUGAGAUUGCCUUUUAUCCCUCUUUCUCUCUUCUUUGAAAUCUUGAGGGCAGUUGCCAAGGCACCCAUGCCUAUGUGGGCCUUCCUGAUUGAACAUUGCCUUUGAUGCAUGUUCCCAACAUGCUUGGAUAUUUUUACCGAUACAAGUUCAUGACACAUGGUAUGAGUUGUUCUCAGUUUUAGUACUCAGAAACUGUCUACUUUGGUAAAUUUCCCUUUUGACCAUUGACAUUUUUCCAUCCAUGAUCUUUAUGUUCCCACCUCUUAAGGGCCUUGAAUCUUGGGUGGUCUUCCUACCUACCAGAUCCGUUUUCUUGAACUCCAUGGUCCAGCUGUAUUCUUAUAUCCAUGAUUAUGCUUAGUUCCAAACCUUUUCCUCUUAAAAGCAAAUACAAUUGAUUGUUAAUUACAGAGAGAGAAAGAGAAAGAGAGAGAGAGAAUGAGAGAGAGAGAGACUUAGUUCCCCUUGGUCCAAUUCCAGUCAUUCAGCAAACAUAGACUUCAGUAGACUCUUGUGGCAUAGUCCAAGAGUUCUAGCACAAAACCUGAAGCGUGGAGGCAUUUCUCCUGUUUUCAAUUAGCAUGUAGAUGCCCAUUGAGCACCCCAGGGAGAUAGGAGCAUCUUAUCCAUGAUCAGAUCCAAUGUGGUUGUGGAAACAUUUAAAUAUCCAGUGAUGUAAUGGAGCUUAAUUGCAUGGGUACUGGUGCUGAAGAAAGAACACAUUAUCCUGUCUUGUCCAUAAGGCUGAGCUAUUUAAAAACAGGAAAAGUGACUCCGAUAAAGCUGGGUGAAUGUCUAAAUAAGUACAAUGGAAGCACUCAAAAUGCAAAUUGAUAUUUAUCCUCAGAAGAAUUUAGAUCAAAUGGAUACCAGGAGAAAUAAAAACUAGUUUUCAAAAGAUCAAUUAAAAUGGAAUAUCCAGGCAUGUUCAGAAGCCUUCAGUGCAGAGAAUCAUUACUUGGAAGGAAGUUCUCAACUUCAGCCAUCCUCUGCACUACAAUUUUCCCCUUACCCCUGUUUUGAUAUAUUUAGGAAAGAAUGGGAAAGGAAGCAAGGAGGGCAGAAACUGACAAAAAGUUGGUGGAACACACAGCAAAGGAAAAACAUAGAGGGCGGUGGUGGUUGCGCUUGGAUCAUAAUAGCAUAAUAAUUUCUAAACAAAUUACUCCCAUAUCUGACAUAUUACCUAUAAUAAUGAAUUAAAAAUGAUUGGCAGAAAGAGAAGAACAGAAUUGCAUCCAGUUUAUUUAUAUAUAUAUAUUAGAUAUUUAGACCCCACUUUUCUCCCCAGAGGGGAAUCAAGCUAAAAGGGCUUACAAUAUGUUCUCCCCUCCUCUGUUUUAGUCUACAAUAGCCCACAGAUGCAGGUGAGUCCAUGAGAGGUUGAUGGCCCAAGGUGACCCAGCGAAUUUCCAUGGCAAUUUGAGUUUUCAAAUCCAGCUCUCCCAGAUCCUAACCUGACAUUCUGACCACUACAACACAGUGGUGACUUCUCUAGCAACUCUUCACUGUUUCCAAUAUUUCUCUGCUGAGGCAUCUCAACUUUGAAUUGUCCUCCCGGUAACUAUUCACCUGGCACCAAAUUUACUAUAUUUUUGGUGCCAGGCAAUGGCCUUUCUACUCACGACAUUCUGUGAUUGUGGCUCUGAUCCUGCACUUGGUUUCAGCUUUACAUUGCCUUAAUUCUGUAUUGACUUAUUUUGACUGAACAUAUCAUAACCCGUCUGGAAUCAAUUCAAAACCUUUUCAUUAGACGAUUGCUUGCCCUACCCAAGGGGACCCCUGCAGCCCUAAUGAGGGCAGAACUUGGUCUGCCUUCAGUUAGAGCUAGGGUUCAUUUGGCCAUACUUAAAUUCUGGAGCAAGGGUAAUACUGUUAUUACCAACACUUUCAGCAAGCAAUGCUUUCAGCUGAUGACACACAGUGACUCACCCUGGGCAGCUUGCUACAAUAACAUUCUUGUUCAUUAUACCAUUCCAGAUGAUUUGUUGGGGGUCUUAAAUAAUGGCCCCAACUUACAAAAUUGGGUCUACAGAUGUGAUGCUUUCUUGGACAGUCUUACAAUUUCCCUGUCCAGAUCUUCCCGUUGGUUUAAACUGAUCAAAAGAGAUCGUGUUAGAUCUCCUUAUUUAGUGAAUAUCACAUCCCAAAAUCUCAGAAAAUCAUUUACCUCCCUGCGCUUUCAAACAAUGCCGACAGCUUUACUUACAGGGAGAUACCAUCAAACCCCAAUGGCUCUCCGUCUCUGCAUAUGCGGUGCCUCAGUUCCUGAGGAUCUUCUACAUUACACCUUAUAUUGUUCCAUGUAUGCAGUGGUUAGAGCUAAAUUUCUCGCCAACUUAUUAGUGGGGCGUAACUUUACUUCUGAUAUUGACAAAUUAAUUUUUUUUGUUAUCUGAUACUGAUUCUUUUGUCACUAGCAGAGUAUCCCCGUUUGCCUUAGCUGCAAAAAAGAUUAGGGCCAAGAUUGUUUCCUCAGAAACCUAACUUUUCUUAUAACUGUCUGGUAUUUAUUAAGGUCCCAUUUUAAUUGUAUUCUAUUUUUAUUAUUUUAAUAACUGUAUUUUAUGCUUGUAAGAUUUCUAUUUUUGCUGUUUUUAACUUUGUAUUGUGACGGCCUUUGGCCAUAUACAAUUAAACCUUCUUACUUCUUGACUACA
Messenger RNA from Eublepharis macularius, 6675 nucleotides. It is a transcript of the gene SMPX, whose product is annotated as small muscle protein X-linked. Bases 155 to 415 code for a protein of 86 amino acids. The record is from RefSeq and is a predicted model, not a curated record. The transcript is spliced from 5 exons. NCBI's taxonomy places the organism in Eukaryota, Metazoa, Chordata, Lepidosauria, Squamata, Eublepharidae. Gene Ontology annotation, cellular component: M band; muscle tendon junction; costamere.